GAAUUCCUCAUUGCCCUCCCAGCCGUCGAAACUCGAUAUCCUUGGUUUUACCCCGCCCUCGCCACGCCGCUCGUUGAUCUCAGCUGAGUGACACAUAGGGCGUGAAUAUCCAGCGGCGGGGGGAACGUCGGCGGCCUCAGCCUGGGUCACCACGCACACCUGGAAUUCCAGGCGGAGGCAAAAAGGUCGCCAGUGGCAUGCGGACCUCCCUUGGGCGGGAUUCUGCGGGGCCAGGCGCGGUUGCGUGAGCCUCUCUGAAGCCCGGAAGGGGGUGUCUCAGCCGUCAAUACGGGCCGCGUUGGAGAAUGCUCCCCGCCAUUUUUCGGACUGUCUCGGUCUCGGGGGACUCUGUUUCGCGGCGCUCCCUGCCCGCCCCUCUAAAUGGGGGGAGACAAUGGAUGCUUCGGAGAGGCGAGGUGAGGCGGCUGGCAGGCCACAGGGCCGACUUGAAGAGCUUCCCGCCUCUCCUAUUUUGAGUACAUAUUUUGACGUCGGCGUCGGUCGUUGGAACCGUUUCGUUUCUUGUCUCCAUCAUCAUCCAACACCUUCUCCUCACAUCUCGUGUAAACAGACAAACCACAACAACCCUGAAGCAGGACUUCUAAUCAUUCUUUUGAGAGCCGGUUUCUCGCAUAUUCCUCAGACAUCGCGAUGUAUAAGAUCAUGACAACGCAGCUGUUGGGCGUCGUCUCCCUGCUGGCGGCCACAUCACUGGCACAGCAGAUCUUGGUGCCGCAAGGGUGCAUGGUGAUAAGCGCCUCAACCUUCGGCGACAUCACCCCGAUCCCCCUGGCGGCAGACAGCAGUGACGGGGUCAACGCGCCUCAGCCAUGUGCAAACCUCUGCGUCGGGAAGAACAUGACGCACGCAGCCGUCUACGCCCAAUUCUGUGCCUGCACCAACGAUGUACAGCCCGUGGAGAUUCUGGGGGCCUCGAGCUGCAACUUCAGCUGCCAGGCGCCCUUCCAGAACGAGAGCUGUGGCGGCUCGACCGAGGACGGCGACCCGAUAUACAAUGUGUUUUCCAUCAUGCGCGUCGACAACUCGACCGCCACGCCCAGCAGCACCACCACCCUGUCCACGGAGCUGCCGCCGGCGACAACAACACCGUCCACUGUUAGCACCUCGUCAGCCCCAACAAUAGCAACCACAAACACCCCAUCCACGAGCCUGCCGCCGCCCCUGGUUACCGGCGGCGGCGCCACCAGGCCCGCCAACAACGUGUCCGUCGUCACGCAGACGACGACGCUCCCGACCUGCCCGACCUGCACCAAGAACGGCGGCGGCGCGCCGGCCCCGACCGCGACCGCGACCGCCAUCGCGCCCGAGUGCCCGCCCGGCGGCCUCUGCAUCUUCAUCAACAUCUACUUCAUCACGACCGUGGUGCAGGCGCCCGACGGCCUCGGCCUGGUCACGACCGCGACGCCCACCCGGUCCACCAUCUACUACGACCCGGCCCAGAGCACCGUCACGACCGUCGUCGAGAUGGGCCGCACGCGCAUCGUGCUCGUGCCCGUCAACCGCGUCGCCACCGUCAUCGCCGCUGCUAACAACAGCUCGUCGUCAUCGUCGCCGUUCUCUGUCGCCGCGACGGCCACCACCACCAACACGGACGACCCGUUCCAGACCACCACGGCGCCCGCGGACCUGCUGCCCCUUGCUGCCGCAUCGUCCUCCUCGUCGUCGCCGUCGUCCGACUUCUCCUCCUCCUCCUCCUCCUCCUCGCUGCCCGCGUCGUCCACCAGCCUGGCGCCGCCGCCACCACCCGUGGUCAUACAGAUGGCCAACGUGACGACGACGGCCGCGCCGUCGGCGACGACCGACGUCAACGGCACCGUGCUGAUCGUCACGCGCCUGCCCGACCCGCCCAUCACCAGCGUGGCCACCGCCGCUUCUGUGCCCUCGGACCGCGUCGCUGUGCUCUCGUGGCUGGGCGUCGUGGCCGCGGGCACAUUUCUUCUGCUUUGACCUCGCGACUGUCCUUGGGCUUUUUUUUUUAUAUAUAUGUAGCUCUGCUUUGCCUGUUUCACUAGACGGCGGGCGACCUGUAUUUCUUAGAGUCUCUCAUUUUUAUCUCCCCUUGCUAGCGUGUUUCUCC
Molecule: messenger RNA, 2098 nt
Organism: Gaeumannomyces tritici R3-111a-1
Lineage: Eukaryota; Fungi; Ascomycota; Sordariomycetes; Magnaporthales; Magnaporthaceae
Exons: 2
Coding region: 652-1968 (438 amino acids)
Source: RefSeq, a predicted model, not a curated record